Molecule: messenger RNA, 2710 nt
Organism: Lucilia sericata (common green bottle fly)
Lineage: Eukaryota; Metazoa; Arthropoda; Insecta; Diptera; Calliphoridae
Product: death-associated protein kinase related-like
Exons: 8
Biological process (GO): protein phosphorylation; positive regulation of apoptotic process; intracellular signal transduction
Cellular component (GO): nucleus
Molecular function (GO): ATP binding; protein serine/threonine kinase activity
Source: RefSeq, a predicted model, not a curated record
CUAAUUAUUCAAUCAAUUUUAUUAAAAUUAUUUACAAAAAUAUUAAUUUUUAUCUGUUCAUCUGUUUUUUUCUUCUUAUAGAAUUAGAACCAGCUUUUCCCUAUAGAGAUGUAACCAUACAGAGAGGAGUAGAUGCCAAUGAACUAUAUGAAAUACUAGGCGAAGUGGGCAGAGGCAAAUUUGGCACUGUUUAUAAAUGUCAGGAUAAAAGUAACAAUUUAAAAUUGGCUGCCAAAUUUGUACCCAUACCGAAGCGUGAAGAUCGUCGUAAUGUUGAACGUGAAGUGGAAAUUAUGAAUUCGUUGCAGCAUCAUUUGAUUAUACAAUUAUAUGCGGCGUAUGAAUAUCAGAAAAUGAUGUGUGUCGUCCAGGAAUUAGUAGAAGGUGGUGAACUAUUCGAUCGUGUAGUGGAUGAUGAAUUCGUUUUAACGGAACGUGUCUGUGUCGUCUUCAUACGUCAGGUGUGUGAGGCCAUGGAAUUUAUACAUCGCAAUAAUAUUUUACAUUUAGAUUUGAAACCAGAGAAUAUUUUGUGUUUAACCCAGGAGGGUAAUCGCAUUAAAAUCAUAGACUUUGGUUUAGCAAGAAAAUUUGAUCCAGACAAAAAACUACAGAUUCUGUUUGGCACACCGGAGUUUGUAGCACCAGAAGUAGUUAAUUUUGAUAGUAUAUCGUAUGCCACAGACAUGUGGAGUGUGGGUGUCAUAACUUAUGUGCUCAUCUCUGGCCUGUCGCCCUUUAUGGGUGAAACUGAUAUCGAAACAAUGGCAAAUGUAACAAUUGCCAAGUAUGAUUUUGAAGAUGAAUCCUUUGCCAAUGUAUCGCCUGAGGGUAUUGAUUUCAUAUCAAAACUAUUAGUAAAAGACUUGAGCACCCGCAUGACAGCUGCCCAGUGUUUGAAACAUAAAUGGUUACAGAGACGUCCUAAAAGUCCGCCCAAAGUUGCGCCGAAACCUUUAAAUAUACCACCGGUCCAAUUGAAAGCUAGCACUCCUUCACCUAUACCGCCAAAUAUCGAUAAUGAUGAUAGUUCAGUCACGUUGACUCAUGAAGAUGAGGAAGAGGAUUCGUCGGGGACAAAGGAAUUGGACACAACAAAGGAUAAUCUUAAAAAUUUCAUAGAACGCUGGGAGGAACAUCCCAAUAGUCCGUAUGUGUUUGAUGUCGAGGGAAAUGUAAUUGCGCCGCUAAGCGAAACUGAAUAUAAACAGCCCCAUGGUGCUGACAGUAUAUCAUCGUCAAGAGUAUGUUCACCCUCGCCUUGUGAAUCGCUGGCCACCGUAACCGAUGAUGAAACUGCUCAUUUCUCAGAAAUUGUCGAAGAAGAGGAACCUCCUACACCCAUUAAUGAGUCCAAGGAAAAACUUUUCCCUACUUCCAGCGGCACAGCAACUCCAACACCUUCUAUGCAAAAUCUGAAUUUCGGUUAUCCUUUCGGCAGUAAAGUGGAUGAAUUUAAUGGCAGCAGCAUGAAUUUACAGCAACGUUCUUUGAAAUCCUAUCUUCAUACAUUCGAUCGUAGAAAUUCGGAUACAAAUUAUUUGUUGGGCAGAAGAUCUUCAGGAGAACGUGUUAAUUUGGCAGAUGAGAUUAAAAAACUAUCCGAUCAUUUGUUAAUGUUGGCGGAAAUUAAUAAUAAAUUCAGCAAAGAUGUGCAAAAACAACAGGGUGAGGAGGAAAGUCAAGACAAGGAGGAGAAGAAGUCCAAGAAAACCAAAGAAACGGGAGCUGAAAAGAAAACUACAACAAAAACAUCUUCCUCCAAAACAAAAGACACUAGUAGUGAAGUUAAGUCUUCUAAAGUCAGCAGCCAUAAAACCAGCAGCACUGCUACUACCUCCAGCAAAACUGUGGAAAAUUCAAUGACAACAACAACAUCCUCGAAUUCUAGCAGUUUCUUUAGUAACUUAAAUCCCGGCAAAAGUCGGACUAGUACAUUAAGCUGGCGUCUGCAGCAAUCCAUAGAGGAGACACCCAAACUAAAUACCACCAGCUGGUCCAAUAAAUCUACAGCCACCAGCAGUUCCUCCACUACCACCAAAAAGUCCUCAGUCAGCACUAUUUCAACGCAAAAUACCAAAACCUCCAAUGAUCACAAAAUCCAGGAGGCGGCCAGCAUAAGAAGAGCCAAAUUCCGUAUCAAUCAAAUGAGUCGUGAUGUACCCAUAGGCCUGCCCGACACCCAUCAAAGUGUUAAUCUAGAAGAGGCCGCCAACAAUACCAAAGAUUGUCUCUUACAUUUGCUGGAAAAGUAUAAUGACACCAAAACCCGCAAUCCCCUGGGACGUCAUCAAAGUAUCAGUGUAGACUGCAAUGUACGCGAUAAUUUGGAAUAUCGUUCCAUGAGUUCGAUAAAUGCCUUCUUUCAAAGACAUAACAACAAUGGAGAAAUGGUAAAACAAUUACAGGCUCAAUUAAAGGAAAAAACUGGUGAAUCAUAAUAUGUCCCCAGGGGUCUAACUACACCCGAAGGUGUACAAUAUGGAUAUUAAAUUUGCAUGAAUAAAUUCCUAGUCUUUAAUAGUUUAAUUCAAAUAAUGCUCAAAAUCUAAACAACAACAACAACAAAAAACAGUUAUUUAAUGCUUAAGCAAAUCUUUAAAAUCUAUUUGUUAAUUAAAUAUUUUAUUAUUUAUUUUAGUUAGAUUUGUAAAUAAUAAUAAAAUGAUUUAUUAAUAAAGAAUGUGAAUUUUAAAUUGUGGAACCAAAA